AUGGCCAACAAUCCGGCCGUCACGCCUGCCUUGCCUUCCCAACACGACUUGCUCGAGCGUCUCCACCAGUAUCGUACCUUUGACGAAGACCGCCAGGCAGAAAUCGAGUUCUUGAUUCAAAGCUGCGUUACACUCAACGACCGCUGCUCCACCCUAGAAUCCGAUCUAGACGAUGAGAGGAAUACCCGUCGCACGUGGAAGAAGCGUGCCGAAGACGCCGAAGCUGCCAUAGCCCGCAAGUAUACCGUCGUCCUCGUCGACGGCGACGGCUUCAUAUUCCGCAAGGCCUUCUUUGAUGCCCUGGCUACGUCUGGUGGUUCCAUGGCGGCCAAUGAACUUUACAACCAAGUCAUCAACCACGUAAAGGCUGCCGAUGCGAUUUCAGGCAUUAACCCGGAUUGUGACGUGCUGGUCAACAUCUAUGCGAAUAAGCAAGGCCUGGCGAGAAGCCUUGCCGCCGCCGGAUAUCUUGCCCAACCUUCUCACAUCGAUUCCUUCUUUUGCUCCUUUACCCAAAGCCGCAGCCUCUUUCAGUUUAUUGAUUGCGGCCCGGGAAAGGAGAGGGUCGAUGCUAAAUUACGAGAUACCUUCCGUUUCUAUGCAAAUAACGCUCAAUGUCAACGCCUCUACGUGGCCUGUUCUCACGAUAAUGGCUAUAUCGCCGAGUUCGACAAAUAUCGUCAUGAUCCUGUUGCACUCAAGAUUGUCCUGGUGCACGCCGCACAGACGGGGCCGGCUGCCCGGGCCUACAGCGCUUUACCUUUCAAGUCGACCAGAUUCGACAAUGUUUUCGAGUCCUCCCCCUUAGAGAUUGUCCCCAGGCCGGAGCCAUUCUAUCCCCCAGGCGCCCUCGAGGCUCUCAGUCUGGCUUCGUCCUCCACCGACAAUGGCAGCUCGGAUUUGACCCCGGCCAUCAGUAGGUCGAGCCAUUCAUCCAACCCUGUUCCGCAAGCAUCAACACCACUAGCUGCGCUAGCAAUCAAUACCAGUACCAGGAACCCGGCUCAAGUCAAGGCGUCCACGCCACCCACCGAAGUAGCUAGACCGAAGCCCACGACUCAAGCUCAUGCUGCUGCGAUCGUCAACGGAUCGACCGAUGGCAAGAGCGGAAUUCCCGUCAACCGCCUGGGGCAGAGGAUUGAUUUAAAGAUGAGGAUGCCCUCCGCUGCCGAAAUGGACAAGUUUGAGGAGCGUAUCGCCUACCGGAAGCUCUGUAACGAGCACCAUCUUCGAGAUAACUGUGAAUCGUACAACUGUCGUUACGACCAUGAACCGAUCGACGCUGCCAUGAAGAACACCUUGCGUUAUAAGGCGAGGAGUAUUGCGUGUACCCAGGGAUCCAAGUGCCGCCGGAAUGAUUGUUUUUAUGGGCAUCAAUGUCCGUGGGGUAAUAACAACUGUGGAAAUCUGAAGUGCUCCUUUAUCAAAGCUGGUUUACACGACAUCAAGGAUCUGGAGAUUGCCAAGUUUGUUCCAGCGGCUCCGAAUUAUUGA
This is a messenger RNA of Fonsecaea erecta, 1494 nucleotides long. RefSeq lists its product as hypothetical. The transcript is spliced from 3 exons. Lineage: Eukaryota; Fungi; Ascomycota; Eurotiomycetes; Chaetothyriales; Herpotrichiellaceae. The coding region runs from base 1 to 1494 and encodes 497 amino acids. The record is from RefSeq and is a predicted model, not a curated record.